Molecule: messenger RNA, 1284 nt
Organism: Plodia interpunctella (Indianmeal moth)
Lineage: Eukaryota; Metazoa; Arthropoda; Insecta; Lepidoptera; Pyralidae
Exons: 5
Coding region: 292-987 (231 amino acids)
Source: RefSeq, a predicted model, not a curated record
ACAUAAAAAAAAAUAUUAUACAAAAGACUUGGCUGUAUGGGCCUCCUCAAUGAAACGAGGGAAUAAACCAAAAAAUACUGGUUCAGCCAUGGAAUUUGUAGGUACUCCGUAAACGAAGUACUUAUUAAAUCCAUGGGUUAAACUCACUCAAGAAAAUAAAUAUCAGAAAAAAAUUAAUGACUUCUAAACAUCAACUGCCAAAGCGUCAAAAAUUUGUCAAACCCUAAAAAGUCGUUGACGAGAAAAAAAUAUUUUUAUUUGAAUUAUUUACAAUUUUUUAUCAGGAAAGAAAUGUCCGUCUUCGAUGGAGAGAUCGAAUUCCAAACCGUUUACAUGAUUGACUAUCCGAAAAAAACAAAACCUAAAAGUCCCCGUCGCAAAGCGGUGGACGACAACUGUCUGAUAGUGGGAGUAAGCCGGGACGCUCUGAAGGCUAAGGAAGCACCCAGACGCUGCCCUGACGUGCUGUGUCCCAUCGAUCAUGAAUACUAUAAGGAGGCAGUCAAACGGUUUUCAGAAGACCAUCCGAGGCUUACAAAGAUUUACAUGUCAAAGGACAUUGAUCCUAAACCCAUAGACAAUGAGAUACAGGACCUGAAGAGGACAGAGUAUUUGACAAAGUAUUGUUCGAGGGAACUGCCUUUCAUGUCCGUGAACCUGGCUCGACGCGCCCGCGCCCUUCAAACCCUUCGCCUUCCUGACGACAUCUACAUACCCGACACUAGCCAGAAGGGCUCCUACCGCGCGCCCAGGCCUGAGAAGUACGCUGAGCCGCCGUCAGCAAUGUCCAUGAGGCCGAAAUACGAUCCUUCUUUGAUACAGGAGCUCCGACGUAUUCAACGUAUCAGGACCGGCGACACGACAUACCAAGCGUGCCACAGCCUGCUGGCCAGGGUAAUUCUAGACGAGCAACCGUUUGGACCCGCCAGGGAAGAGCCAGCCUACGGAAGGUGGCUCAACCCCUACACCUAUACUUACAGGAUUUAAUUUGUUGUUAAAAUUCUACAUAUUUUAGAAUAUAUUCAUAAAAAUAUUUGCCAUUUGGACCCACGAGGGAAGAAUCUGCCCACGGGAGGUGACUCAAUAUAUUUAUUUGUCCUGUAAAUGCGCGCGGAAAAUAUAAUUAUUGUUCUGUAAAUAUAGCGGUCCUGUAAAUAUAUUGAGUCUCCAUAAUCAUUUUUUUUUUUAAUUUCUGCUUAUCGAGUGACCAUGUGGAUGUAGUUUUAUAUGUUAGAUCUAUUAUACCUACGUGUUUUCUAAUAAAUUACCUAUUACGUUAUUAUA